CAUUUUUCAACUCCAUGCAAGACGAUGUCACCCAUCCAAUCAGAUACUACGCCUACGGCCUCCUGUCCAUGAACUACGAUGUGACAACCAUCCUUGUACAGACAGACAAAGCUAUUUACAAGCCCGGGCAACUCGUUCACUACAGGGUCUUUGCAGUGUACCCCGACCUCAAAAAUGUAUACGGGAAACUUCGAUAUAGAGAUUACGGAUCCCAACAAAAACAAGAUCCAGCGACUGGCCGACGUUUCUGGGACACAAGGAGUGGUGGAGGGAAGUCUGGGCUUGGCUGAUAAGCCACUCUUCGGUGACUGGACGAUUGUUGUGAAACUGCAGACAAGCGCACGUUCGGACAUUUUUACGAAAACGUUUACAGUCGAGGAGUACAACUUGCCAAGAUUUGAAGUCACAGUGGACGUACCGUCCUACGUGCUGGUCUCAGAUGAAUAUCUUAAGGGGUCGGUCAAGGCCGUCUACACCUUUGGCCAGCCUGUGAAAGGCAUGGUGGAGCUGCAUGUGUCGUCAACAGCAGGACCAGACUACUGCGGCAAGGACCCUCCCUUCAUGCAGAUUGCCUUCGAGAUUGACGGCGAGGCCAAGUUCUCUGUCCCCAGGAGUGACAUCAGCAGGGUCACAUCGACGUAUGACGGCUCUACGGUCAAGGUGACAGCCAUUGUCAAGGAGACGUUGACAGACAUAAAGCUGCAGGGGUCGGCGGUGGUGACCUACAGGAGCACGCCGUACAAAGUGACCAUACUGGACAACACGCCUGGUGUCUUCAAGCCUGGACUUCCAUUCAGUGUCUUCGCCAAGGCCGCCAUGCAGGAUGACAGUCCUCUUGCCGGCAGUUACUUCAUGACUUUCAUCCCAACGGCUCGCUACACCCUCCCGUCCGACAACAGCUACCUGUACGGUGUCUCCCAGUUCACGGGUACCUACCCGUUGCCAAUCAAAGUUAUCCAGGUUCCACCGACGGGUGUGGUCAAGAUUGACGUGGACAUUCCGGCCAACGCCACGUCGCUUGACGUCAGCGUGGAAUUCCAAAACCUUCGAGCCUACAAGAGCAUCCAAAAGAUGUUUUCCAUGAGCAACAAUUACCUGCAGCUCUCGCUUCUCAAUCAGAACCUUAAGAGCAGACAGACAGCACGGAUACAGGCAAAGGCCACGGAAGCCAUCGGGCGCCUGUCAUAUCAGAUUCUGUCCAGAGGGGUCGUGUACGAAGCAAAAACCGUGGAUGCCACAGGUCAGCACGUGAUCGUCAUUGACAUUCCGCUGACCCCUGACCUCGCCCCCACCGCCCACAUGAUGGCCUACUACGUGCGCCCUGACCUAGAAAUUGUAGCAGACGGCAUCGCCUUCAACGUCGAUGGAGUCUUCGAAAACGAGGUGAGUCUGGAACUCAGCACCAACAAAAGCGAGCCCCACACCGACCUGCAGGUGCACGUGACCGCCGACCCUGACUCCGUGGUCUACCUGCUGGCUGUCGACCAGAGCGUCCUGCUCAUGAAGUCCGGAAAUGACGUCACACCGAAACAGGUAGAUGAUGCGGUGACAGCUUACGAUAGAGGUUCCAGACCAACGGACUCAGCCUUCGCUCUUUCUCUCAGUCGAGCCACCAUAUCUAGCACAAUGGAGGAAAUCGGGUUAUGGUGUUCUCUGAUGCCAAUCUGCAUGCCACGUCUGCUCCUACCAACUCUCCACCUUAUGAUCCGUCUAUUUAUGGACCUACCGCACAGAUCCCACUACCGACUCCGAGGCCCUUCCAUACUCUACAAUCAAGCAGCUACUACCCCACCAUGUACAUGUCAACUGCAAUGUAUCCACCUGGAUUCACUAAUGCAAUGCCCGGAAUGGCAGACAAGAAUGAAGCUCAAAACCAACCGCUGAAAGAAGUAGAGCGGGUACGAAACCUGUUUCCAGAGACUUGGCUCUGGCUCAACCAGACCAUCGGAAGCAACGGGUCUGUGACGAUUCAGACGACAGUUCCAGACACAAUCACCUCCUGGAUCACCACAGCCUUCGCCACCAACCUGCAGUCUGGCCUGGGAAUCGUCCCCACUGCUGCCAAG
Molecule: messenger RNA, 2066 nt
Organism: Pomacea canaliculata
Lineage: Eukaryota; Metazoa; Mollusca; Gastropoda; Architaenioglossa; Ampullariidae
Product: CD109 antigen-like
Exons: 22
Coding region: 175-1884 (569 amino acids)
Source: RefSeq, a predicted model, not a curated record